Messenger RNA from Tripterygium wilfordii, 1603 nucleotides. RefSeq names its product bifunctional nuclease 2-like. NCBI's taxonomy places the organism in Eukaryota, Viridiplantae, Streptophyta, Magnoliopsida, Celastrales, Celastraceae. Gene Ontology annotation, biological process: protein ubiquitination. Bases 49 to 1020 code for a protein of 323 amino acids. The record is from RefSeq and is a predicted model, not a curated record. Gene Ontology annotation, cellular component: nucleus; VCB complex. The transcript is spliced from 9 exons. Gene Ontology annotation, molecular function: nuclease activity.
CAACUUGCAAGCACGCUCAGCUCUCUCGCUCUCUCUCUCACACAGAUAAUGCUUGAAGCUCAGCUAUGUCUACGUACAGGGUCGGGUUUCGGAGCCUUCUCGGACCAAGCGUAUUCGACUCGCUGCGUGAAGUACUCAUUCACAGGUUCUUCAUCGUUUCGAUUGUCGUUUCGGUUCGGGUUUAAGACGACGCCGUUACGAGGAGGCCCUAGGUCAGCCCUCAUCUCCUGCAACUCUUCUUAUCGCGGUGGCUUCUUCGGUGCACGAUCCGGUAAUGGCGAUGAUCACGACUAUCUAGAAGCCUCCAUCCUCGUUCCAGAAACAAUUUCACACUAUCGCAUGCGGAAGCAAGGAUUUGGGGAGCAGUUUAAACGGCCACCUUAUGGUAAAUUGUCUUUGUCUAUCGUCCAAGCAAAGGAACCGAGAGUCCGUACAAUAGAAGAAGAUUUUCUUCGCCGAUUUCAGAGUCCCACAAUUUUUCUUAAAAUUUCUUGUGAUGGAGAUUUUUUGCUCCCAAUCAGUGUAGGGGAAUUUGCAAUUCAAAAACUUAUAGAUACCUUACAGGAGAAUGCUAAUGGGGAGUGUCCAGAUCAAUUCGAGCUCAUUAGAGAUGUAUCAGAAAGACUUGGAUGUAAUGUGAAAGUGGUGAGAAUCGUCGAGCGAGUGUUAAAUACUUACUUUGCAAGGAUAUAUUUUGGCAAGCAGGGGGGAAAUGAAAUUCUAAGUGUUGAUGCACGACCUUCAGAUGCCAUGAUUAUUGCAAACCGAUGCAGGGCACCAAUAUAUGUAAGUAAAGAGAUUGUCUUCACUGAUGCUAUAAGACUUGGCUAUGGGAUUAGCAGAGUGCAUGAUAGAAAGCCUACUUAUGAUGUAUCUCUUGACAGUGCCAUUGAUGGUCCUGAUCCGUUAGCUGAAGAACUCGGUCUUCUUAUGAAUAUGAAUUUAGCUGCCAAAGAAGAAAGAUACAAGGAUGCAGCCAUGUUGAGGGACAAACUAAUGAAGCUUCGCUACAAUACAUGAAUACUAACUAAGUCUAAGGUAUAUCCAAUUUUUAAUGCUCCUGUGUUCAUGGGUUAUAUGACUGUCUUACAUAACUUGCAUUUAUCUCAACGAACUUUCUUGAGGACUCUUUUGCCAAGAGAAGGAGAACAUCCACAGUGUUUGCAUUCUUGCCACCUUUUCUAAGGUGUAUCGCCUCAGAGAUGGCAGAUGAAUACUUGUCAGAUAACAGAUAUGGCCAUAUGGGCACCCUUUGGCAUAGCUUUCCAUUAGGCAUAUCCGAGUAAAAGGAGCAACAUGAGGAAUCUGUGCCUAAAAGGAAUUUGGAAUAUGUGGUAUGUGCAGACUAAACUUUGUGGUGUAGUACUUAAAUUAGAUUUAUAUGAUAUAGAUCAGCUCUCUGCCUCUCUCUAUCUGGCAUAGAUAGUAUUUCCCUUGUCGGUACAAAACUGGUUUUCGUGUAAUUUUUAGUGCGAGAGUUAAAAAAAAAUGAACGUCAAGAAAGAAUGAAUUAUUUUCUGUUUAUACUGAUGUAAAACACUUCCUUGUAAGAUUUUGGUUGAAGGAAGGAAACUUGUGUAUGUAACUCCCAAUUUUCUGAAGA